CCUGUAUCAGCAGAGAGCGACGCUAAGGAGAAGAGUAAUGUUCUCUCCCUAUCUCCACAGUAGGUUUGGCUGGUACUUGGCCAAUCCGUUGGCAACGCCUUUAUUAUUAGUUCCAGAGUCACCGACCAGAGCGGACGGUCAAUAAAGAAUAUAAUUAUCAGUUGAUAUAAAGUGUUUUCAUUCAGUGGGAGAUCGUGGUCUUUACACUGGCGACGAGGAUAAAGCCGGAGAUUAAGUUUGUGCUAACCCUUUUGCAAGAAAAAGAUAAUCGAAUCGAUUAAAUCAGCAAACGUGAAGUGUGCAAAAGAAAUGAAUAAUUAUGACGGAGCUGAAACCUUUUCUAUGCCAGGCGAUGGACAAGGCACUAUGGCGUACGGAGUGGGAAAUGUGGCUGCGCGCAUUUACUAUAUAUGUGGACACGGAGGAGAUCACAAAUGUAUAUAAAAAGAGGAAUAAACUCCUUCACUUGGGUGGACCUCAGCUUCAGGCGGUUGUGUAUAGCAUUCCCGGCGCCUUGAUACCAUACGACGACAAGGCUAAAAAUGACGUGUUUACUCCUUUGGUAAGCAAACUAAAUGAGUAUUUUUCACCGCUGCGAAAUUCCGCGUUCGAAAGGCACCUGUUUCGAUCGAUGACACCGGUGGAAGGAGAAGGUUUUACGGAGUUUUUACUUAGAUUACGCCAACAAAUCGCUAAGUGUUCAUUUGGGGAGACUAAGAGACAAAUCGAAGAAAUCUGUUUAAUCGACAAAAUUAUUGAUGUCUGGGCCCCAUUAGACUUAAAGAAGAAAUUGCUUGAAAAUGAGCAAACUUUGGAGGAGGUCGUAAAAACAUGUUGCAUAGAUGAGCAAGUAAACAAACAAACGCAGUCUAUGGCCGCACCAACUACCGCAAGCAGCAUUAACAAAAUUAUACAGCACGACACGGGUAUGGAGUGCGGAAGAUGUGGUAGAAGAGGGCAUCGGGAAAACAGCGCGGAAUGCCCCGCUAGGAACAUGAGGUGCAGGAAAUGCGAUAGACUUGGGCAUUUUUAUAAGAAAUGCCGUACGAGGGUACGAAAAUCAAACUUCGGUAUGGAAGAACCGGAUCGAAAACGGCGACGUCAGGGAAAUACUAGGAUACAAUCAAUAAGUAAUGAAACUCAAAAUGAGUAUGGCGAUUCAAAGUCUACCAACCUGUUUAGAGUAGCAACUGAGCAAUCCGGCGAGGAAGAGAUUCGGUGUAAAAUAAGUGGUCAUACGGUCGCCAUGAUUAUUGAUUCGGGCUCAAAUGUCAAUGCCAUCAAGGCCUGCUCCGAUGCAACGACACCCGUUUCCGGAUGGACCCUGGAAAUGUCUAGCGACUGA
This is a messenger RNA of Drosophila elegans, 1345 nucleotides long. RefSeq lists its product as uncharacterized. The record is from RefSeq and is a predicted model, not a curated record. The coding region runs from base 320 to 1345 and encodes 341 amino acids. Gene Ontology annotation, molecular function: zinc ion binding; nucleic acid binding. The transcript is spliced from 3 exons. NCBI's taxonomy places the organism in Eukaryota, Metazoa, Arthropoda, Insecta, Diptera, Drosophilidae.